CUUGUGCUAUGAAAUAAUAGUUUAUUUUCUUCUGGACAACCCUGAUUAGUUUUCAUUUGUUUUAUAUUUUCUCUAAUGUUAAUUAUGAUUGAAAGGAAAAUAAAAACUCAAAUACAGAAAAGAGAAAGGAGGUAAUUAGUCUAAUUAGAUUUUUUUUUUCUAUUUAUUUUAGAACUUGAAUUUGACAAGUAGAUUAUAUUAAUUACUAGUUGGUAGUAUAGUAGAUGGAGGACUAUAUCUGCUUUUGGAUUUAAUAUGCUGAGGUUUUCGCAAAUUCAAAAAAUGAUUUGGGAAGUGCUUGAGCAUUUGAUCAACAACUGGCUGAAUGAAUUUAAAGAUUGCUGCAAAAACAAUGUUUAGUGGGAAAAAAAUCUGUGUGAAUACUGUUGUUUCAGGCUGAUGACCAAUGCCCAUGUGCCAAAAGUAGCUCGACCUGCAUAGCGUCAAGGGAAGCAAAGCUACGCCCAAAUAUGGAAGAUGUGGUAGAAUUUCUGCAGGAAUUACAGGACACCAAUGACAAUGAGAGAUUCAAAGAUACUGAGGGCCUGUUUGGCAUUACGGACAUACAGUUGAUAAAAACACUUCAUUAAAGUACUAUUUAGAAAAUUUUAAAAUACCUGUUGAUAACCUCCAGAUCUUUCCUAGCUCAGGAAUAAGACCGGAUCCAAAAGAAGGCCACAGGUCCAAAACCCAUCAGAUUAUACGUUCGAAAGACGGCUCGACUUCACGAGUCUGGGCCAGCGACCCAGGGCAAUUCGGGUCAGAUACGAGCAUAAGCCCAAUAGGGGAGUAGGUCUAAUCACUCAUCAACCCUGUUCGUAUGCGUGCCAGGGUGAAUUAAAUGGCCGCCUGGAGAAGGGCCUAACACGUUCGUACGUACGGGUCUGAAGGACACAGACAGGUUCUUUCAUCAAGUAGAACAUUGGGAGACCCAUUUGAUGGACCCAUAUGGUGGACCAAGAAGAAAGUUGGACCAGGAGGAGGAAAAUAUUUAUCAAAUGGCGCCGUCUGUGGGAACGAAGGAGAUCUUUUCGUCACCGGAGUUCCUAAAUUCACCCAUUGAGAUCCACAUGAAGGUAUGAAAGCUUAUGCGAAAAGAAAGCUGGAGAUUUACAAUAACCCAGCUGAAUAACCUAGCUGAAAAAAAUAAAUCUAGCUGGUUCAAGAAUAUUUUGAUAGUCUUUUAGAUAGCUUAUUUUAAUAUUUAUUGAAUUUUAUUACUACUAACUUUUUCUUUGAGAUUUGACGAAGUGAAACUUCAGAUGGUGUAUAUAUUUAUUGAAACUGUGAGAUCAACAGUACAUAUGGUGUAAAGGUUGGAUGGGCAGGUUUGCUAUGAAUUAGAGAGGAGGAGUCCGCGAAAAAAGAAAAAAAAAAGGGGCAGGUCGAAUGGUUGGAAUAGCAAGAGUGGAAGGAGCUCGAGCUGCCAAAGACGCGCCGACCUGAGGAGGAAGUUGCUGGUCUGGUCGAGUUCCAACAAGUGAGGUCGGCGCGACGCUGAAAUGGGCCAAUAAAUAGACGUGAUGGUGGCAAAGAUGCAUCGACCUGAUGAGGAAAUCGCUGGUCUGGUCGAGCUCCAACAAGUGAGGUCGGCGCGACCAUGUAGCAAUCCGACCAUGUGGGUCGCGCGGAAAUGAACAAUGUUAGUACUGCUGAUUUCAUCGCCAUUGAUCUUGAGAUGACCGGCGUCACCAGCUCUCCAUGGCGCGAGUCCUUCGAAUUCGAUGUCCGGAGGACCACUCCCUCAUCACCACCCAUCUCCUCUCUGAGCAGGCCCCCAAGCAACACCCUCGCCUUGCCCGACAUCACUAAGAUCUCUCUCCUCUUGUCCUCCGCUGAUAAGAACUCUCUUUCGCCUCUCGAUCCAUCCUCGAGUCUUACGGCCGGGAUUCUUAAGAGGGAUCAGCUUCACAAGCACUGCACUAGGGUUCCCGCUGUCGUCGCCGCUCUAUUUAUUUCCGAUCAUGUUUCUGGGGAUCCCACACAGUGGCUUCAGCUCUGCUUUGACCUUGAAAACCUUAAAGCUGUGCGUCGUCAGAAGAACAUUAAAUUAGUUGUGGUUGUGGUGCACUCAUCUUCCGAUGAUAUCAGUGAAGAUCGAAUAAUUGCACUUCGUAAGCGUGCCGAAUUGAAGUCCAAAUACCUCGUUGUCUUCAACCCUGCCGAUUCGUCACAGCUUGAACAAUCUCUCAAUAAGUUGGGCAACACAUUUGCUGGAUUAGCAAAUACAUAUUACAGGGAUGAAGGGGGAAGGUCAUCGGUUUCCUUAGAAAACGGGGACGCGGUUUUUGUCCUGUGGAAUCAGAAGAAAACAAUUUCCCAUAAAUACAAAAAUUUGCGCGCAGGAUUUCGAUUUCUAUUUUCGAUGUGAGUGAUCAUGUCGUCUUGUACGCCGACCACCUUAUGAGGCCGGAUCAGGUGCCUCCUGAGCCCUCUGUUGGUCCCUCGUCUUCUGUGCUCAAUCAGGAAACCCACGCAGUUGCUUUGGACCAGGAGACCCAGGAAGAAGAGCCUUUGAUUCAGGUCGCCGAGUGCGCAUUUGCCAAGAAGAGGAUUCGGUUAACAACUUGGAGAUUCCCUGUGCCUGCACUGGGAGCCUCAAGGACAUGGGUGAGCAGACAGUUUUUGGUAUUUGCUGAAUUACUGGAGACUCGUUCGAAAACGAUCCAUAGCAAUUUUAGUCCAACUUUGGGAACUAGUGAAAGGUCUUUGACUGAGUGGAAAUUUCAGCCAGCUUAUUACUAUCAGGUGAGGAAUUUAGUACGACCUUCCUGAAAUUUUGACUCUUUAAUGCUUCUAAUUAUUAUUAUUAUUAUUUUAAAUGCAAAUAUCUUAGAAUAUCAUGUCUAAUUAUAAAAUUUAAAUCUUAGAAUAAAAUUUUCAUGAGUACACAAGUAUAUGCCCAAAAACAUACUAGCUUAGCAGGAAAGUUUCCGUUGCUAGUUAAAAGUAGCAUGAAUAUUCUAUUGAAAGGGAUUAUGUAUUUAAACAUAUUACUUUUGUUAAGUAAAAUUUUGAGAAAUUUACGCAUGCAAAUAUUGUUUAUUGAACUUUUGAAUUGCAUGAGUUAAUAUUGUUAGUUAGAACAAAUAUUCACGUUCAUCUGAAAUAUGAAACUAAGUGACAUGUGCGACAUAUUAUUUAUUGAUGAAUAUUAUUGAAUUAACAACGAGCAUUCUCGUUAUAUACGCCUUGUGCAAGCUCUUAUUUUGCAGAAAGAAUUCUAA
Messenger RNA from Manihot esculenta (cassava), 3227 nucleotides. RefSeq lists its product as uncharacterized. The transcript is spliced from 2 exons. The coding region runs from base 1634 to 2371 and encodes 245 amino acids. NCBI's taxonomy places the organism in Eukaryota, Viridiplantae, Streptophyta, Magnoliopsida, Malpighiales, Euphorbiaceae. The record is from RefSeq and is a predicted model, not a curated record.